GGGACGAGACGAGGGGCGUGUAAUUGCAGUGGAACUCGCGCGAACGUACACCAUGAAUACGGAUAAAAUGUCGUUGCCAAGUACUGCUAUACAAAUUGACGAGUUAUUGUGAUACGGUAUAACCAGGAAAAUUGCUAGGUCGGCGUGUAAAAAAUGUUAUUUUUGUAUGUUUGUGGCAGCGACGCGUUUUGUGAGUUUGGUGUUCUGACCGAUGCAGGGAGGCUGAAUGUAUGAUCUUUGUGAUGGGACAUCGUGAUUUGGAUGCAGCCAGAGUGUUACAGAAGAUCUGUUGCGGUCGACGUUCACGACACUUUGUCAGCGAGAUAUUAUCUGCGUGCGAGAACGACUCGUCUGUGGCCGCCAACGCUCGCUUCCGGCCAGAGAAGUCUGACCUCGCAGUUCGUGUCACUGAUUCUACGAUUAUUUCGACAGGAUAUCCGGAACGGAUUGCACGUUGCCAGAUAACAUUCACCCCCGCGAGCUCGGGGGCGGGACCCAUGCGAUUCGAGACGUUUGCACGGCGACGAGUACGCUCGUUAAACGGCACGCCAAUUGAUCAGAAUUGCAGUCGAUCGAUAACAAUCUUUGGACAAGCUUUGUUAAACCUGUUUGACUUCGUACAAUUAGUUCCCUCGAUGGGAUAGCUCAAUUAAGAUACGCGGUCGAGCUUGUUAUAGGAAAGCGAGGAGAAAGAAAACAAAACGAAUUAUGUUUCAUGACUGAUCUCUUAAGAUGUCGCGAAGUAUUGGCAAUGUCAGUCCAUUUGUCUUCGUAG
Bombus pyrosoma is the source of this 775-nucleotide messenger RNA. RefSeq lists its product as uncharacterized. The record is from RefSeq and is a predicted model, not a curated record. The transcript has 2 exons. The coding region runs from base 231 to 644 and encodes 137 amino acids. NCBI's taxonomy places the organism in Eukaryota, Metazoa, Arthropoda, Insecta, Hymenoptera, Apidae.